Messenger RNA from Maylandia zebra (zebra mbuna), 1152 nucleotides. It is a transcript of the gene tmem45b, whose product is annotated as transmembrane protein 45B. The record is from RefSeq and is a predicted model, not a curated record. Lineage: Eukaryota; Metazoa; Chordata; Actinopteri; Cichliformes; Cichlidae.
GAAACUUAUGCAAACUAGGGGUGGGGCUAUGUGUGAUCCGUCAGUGCAGGUUAGAGGUGCAGGGAGCAGGUGUGCACAGGUCUCCAAACAGCAGGGAGCUGUCAUUCAAGGCGGUUUGCCGACAUUAAUUUGUUGCAUUUGGGGAUUAGCCGCAGAGAUUAAGGCCUGAUAAUGGCCAACUUUGGAGGACACGCUAUUCCUGGCUCUUUUUUCCUGCUCUAUGGCUUCUGGCUAACAGUGAAAUAUGUUCUCCAACACUACUGGAGGACAAACCAGCCUAAAGGACGACAGACUUUGCCGCCAAUCUUUAAAAGACUGGACUACAUUGAAGGAGGGUUCCAGAUAUUUGCUGCUUUUAUUGGUAUUAUGGUUGAGCAGUUUGUGGUGGACGGGCCACAUGCUCAUCUCUACAACGACGGCGGGUGGAUUAAGUUGAUGAACUGGCAGCACAGCACAAUGUAUCUGUUCUUUGGGAUUUCUGGAAUAGCUCUGAUUUUAAGUACAAAAUUCCAACUGGUGCCAAGAGGAGUGGGCCGCUUUGGUCUCUCGUUAGCUCUUUUUGUUGAAGGGUUUCUGUUUUACUACCAUGUGCACAGUCGACCUCUUCUGGACGCCCACAUCCACACCCUGCUCCUGGUGGCGGUGUUUGGAGGCUCAGCCAGCAUCAUGCUGGAGAUGUUCAUAAGAGACAACAUUAUUUUAGAGCUGUUCGGGUCAUGCAUGUUCAUCCUACAGGGUUCGUGGUUCUACCAGAUUGGAUUCGUACUUUACCCACCAAGUGGAGUGGAAUGGAUCUUGACCGAGCACGCCAACGUCAUGUUCGUCACAAUGUGCUUCUGCUGGCAUUUAGCUGUGGCCCUGCUUUUAGUCACUUCCACUGCAGUUGUAGUUUGGUUGACUGUGGUGCAAUUCUCGGCAAGGGGACGAGACAUAGAGAUCGGAAUGCGUAACACAUCCUCUGAAUUGACCUCUCAAAAAGCUUUGCUUCAAGAGUCAGAUGAAGAAUGAAGGCAUGUUUAUGGCUCUUUGAUUUCAUUUUUCAAAUCUUGAUCUAUUUUAUCUAUUUUAAAAAAAAAUGUCUAAAGAAAAUAAGAUUGAAAUCCAUGUGAAUUAACUAUUAUCAUGUUUGUAAAUAUUAAAAAGGACAAUUCA